CAGGAUGGUGAUACCUGUUUGGGGACACAAUAGCAGUGUUCUUAUUGUCCCUGUCGCUAGUGUUGGUGUAUGCACAAUAGGGGCGCGGCGGGGACAAAGAACAAUAGCAACGGGGCCGACCGCGGCUUAUCACACUGCGUUUAGGCAGCUAGCCCUGGGUUGGCGGACAAUAUGAAUGGGGGCCUGCAUUGCGAGCGAGGGGGUCGGGAUCGACAUGCGUCGGUGUAACAGCGGGCUAUUCUUCCUAUUGUCCACCUGUUGGGUGGCGGUUUCAACGAUUCUGGUUUGUGCGACUUGCGGCGGAGGCGUCUCUGCGCCGUGGACGAGCUGGGUUCAGAGCGGACGCAAGCAGCAAGCUAACAUGCGGCCAAGCUUCGUACACUCGGAGGACGUCCUUAGUGGUACAGUACAACGAAGUAAAAUCCUCCAUUCCAGAGCUCCUUCCUGCCAACAUGAUAACCUAACGCCAUCGCUGAUAAUGCUACAAAUAAGUAGAUCCCUUCAAAACCUCAUACGUGAAAUCCAGUUGCGCUCGUGAACUGAUAUCCCCUUUCCCACAAAUAAGGUGUUAACCGCCAAUGGGCGAGGAGUCUCAUGCUCUCGCUAGAGACUGUCAACCAAAAAAAGAAAACUUCCAAGGAGGCAUCGAAAAGGAUAGGGAAGACACAGCGCUGUGUCAACGCUACCUUUGCGGCUGGUACGGUCGGAUCUCGU
Trematosphaeria pertusa is the source of this 714-nucleotide messenger RNA. RefSeq lists its product as uncharacterized. The coding region runs from base 176 to 538 and encodes 120 amino acids. The record is from RefSeq and is a predicted model, not a curated record. The transcript has 2 exons. Lineage: Eukaryota; Fungi; Ascomycota; Dothideomycetes; Pleosporales; Trematosphaeriaceae.